Molecule: messenger RNA, 695 nt
Organism: Medicago truncatula (barrel medic)
Lineage: Eukaryota; Viridiplantae; Streptophyta; Magnoliopsida; Fabales; Fabaceae
Exons: 1
Coding region: 60-557 (165 amino acids)
Source: RefSeq, a predicted model, not a curated record
UUCCAUUGAUAAGUUGAAAUUGAAUUGAGUUGAGAGGAAGAAGAGAUCAAAAAAGAAAGAUGGGGUGUUCAGCAUCAAAGAGAGUUAACACCACUUUCCAAACCUCCUCCGAAUUCAACUCAGCCUGCGAGACAACCUUCACCCACUGCCUCUCCCUAACACAACACACCUUCGAAGGAGUCUUACCCUAUCAACUCAAAACCGCUUCCGAUCAAAUCCACACCCUCCUCACCAAUCAUCCCCUCAUCCACAACUGGGUCCCAUCUCCUCCCGAUCGAACCCAAGUUGACUCCGCUCUCCGCCGUGUCCUUCGACCCGAUCACAACCGCGACAGCGUCCUUCGACUUCCGGUUUUCAAGGAAUGGGCUCGGUGUCUUUACACUGACGCUGUUUUGGCUUCUGCUGGUAAAGCGUUGAUUGUAAGAGUUCCUGUUGGUGUUGCUGGAAUUGUUGGAAUUGGUACUGUUGCGAAAUCUGGUCCGGUGCUGCUUGGGGGUUUUGUUGGAGCUUACUCGCUUGGUGUUGCUCUUUCUAUUUUUCUUGGUUUAUCCGCAUAAAUUAAAUUAAAAUUCUUAUCGUUGUAUUUUUGUAUAUGUUUGUUCAAACUCUUGUCAAUUCUCAAUAUACAUAAAUGAAUAUAUCAAGUACAAUUCAUAUGUGUGAUAUAUAAACCUGGUAUACUCCUUUCUGCCAAA